GAGCGACGAGGCAAAGAGUGAAGCAGAAAGAGAUAGCUAGCUAGCAUGUCAUCAGAAAUUGGGGUUGACCUGAAGGCGGCUCUUGCCAUGUUCGCCGUCGUCUUGCUGUACUUAGGCAUGGCGCUGGCGCCGGUGACACCAGCGUCGGCUCAGCCAUCGCCGGGCUGCCCCGACAAGUGCGGGAACAUCAGCAUCCCCUACCCCUUCGGCAUCGGCAGUGGCUGCGCCCGCGACAGCACCUUCCAGCUCGAGUGCAACCACAGCUCCUCCCCUCCACGCCUCCUUGCACGCAUCGACCCCACGUCGUCCAGUUUGAAGCUCCAUCUCGUCGGCCUGUCCCUCGCCGACGGUGAGGCCCGGAUAUACAAGAACGCGUGGACCAAGGACAGCCCGUACAGCGACGGCGCCUUCCUUGGGCGAGAAGGCCCUUUCCGCUUCUCGUCGGCGAAGAACCGCCUCGUCGCGCUCGGCUGCCCCAACCUCGGCCUUUUAAUGGACGCCGAUGAGAUGUACGUGACCGGCUGCAUGACCCUGUGCGCUUCGCCGUCGCCGGCCGCCAUUUCCGCGGCGGCGUGCACCGGCGUGGGAUGCUGCCAGACCUCGAUACCCUCCGGCCUCCACACCUACUACGUGAACCAGGACAAGCCUCGGAACGUCACCCUUCAGUACUACGGCGCCACCGAGUCUCGCUACGUGUUCGUGGCGGACGCCGAGUGGCUCGGUAGCAGCGGCGCCGGCGGCGGCUACCGCGGAGAUUUUAACCGGACCGGCGACUUCGCCGUGCCCGUCGUGCUGGAUUGGGCCAUCCGGAACAGCGGCGGCAACUGCAGCGCCGCCCGGCGUAACGCGACGGCAGACUUCGCGUGCCGCGCCGACCACAGCGUGUGCGUCGACUCCACCAACGGAGAAGGGUAUCGGUGCAAUUGCUCCGUGGGCUACGAGGGCAACCCCUACAUCAACGGCGGAUGCCGAGAUAUCAACGAGUGCGAGCGGCGGGAUAAAUACCCAUGCUUCGGCGAGUGCACCAACACGCCAGGAGCGUACUCGUGCAGAUGCCCACGAGGUGCUCGUGGUAACCCGCUCAUUCGAGGGGGCUGCGUCAAAACUAAUAUAGGUUUAACUAUUGGUAUUGGAGUUGGCAGUGGUGCCGGACUUUUGGCCAUGGUAUUCGGUGUUGUCUUUUUGACACGUAAGAUCACGAAUCGUAGAGUAAUAAAGCUUAGACAAAAAUUCUUCAAGCAGAACCGUGGGCAUUUGUUGCAACAAUUGGUAUCUCAAAAGGCUGACAUUGCUGAAAGGAUGAUCAUCCCCUUGGCAGAACUGGAGAAGGCCACGAAUAACUUUGAUGAAUCUCGUGAGCUCGGAGGAGGAGGGCAUGGCAUCGUUUACAAAGGGAUUCUAUCCGAUCUUCAUGUUGUUGCGAUCAAGAAAUCAAAGGUGGCAAUCCAAAGGGAGAUCGAUGAGUUCAUAAACGAGGUAGCCAUUCUCUCACAAAUCAACCAUCGCAAUGUGGUAAAACUUUUUGGAUGUUGCCUUGAAACAGAAGUGCCAUUAUUGGUUUAUGAAUUCAUAUCAAAUGGUACCCUUUACCACCAUCUUCAUGUUGAAGGACCACUAUCGUUGUCUUGGGAAGAUAGGCUCAGGAUUGCAACUGAAACAGCUAGAGCCCUUGCCUACCUUCACUCGGCCGUAUCAUUCCCUAUUAUACACAGGGAUAUAAAGUCCCACAACAUCCUAUUAGAUGGCUCACUAACAACAAAAGUAUCAGACUUUGGAGCUUCAAGGUGCAUUUCAGCUGAACAGACUGGGGUCACAACCGUUGUUCAAGGAACACUAGGAUAUCUAGAUCCUAUGUAUUACUACACAGGACGUCUUACCGAGAAGAGUGAUGUUUUUAGUUUCGGUGUCGUUCUAAUAGAGUUGCUUACCAGGAAGAAACCAUACUCAUACAGAUCAACUGAGGAUGAUAGUCUUGUUGCACAUUUCACUGCCUUACUCACACAUGGCAACUUGGGUCACAUACUUGAUCCUCAAAUCACGGAAGAGGGGGGUGAAGAAGUUAAAGAAGUAGCCACGUUAGCCAUGGCAUGUGUUAAGUUGAAAGCGGAGGAGCGACCGACUAUGAGACAGGUGGAGAUGACACUUGAAAGCAUACAAUCAUUAUUUCUGCAGCAAGAAGUGUUGCAUAGCGUGGCCAGGAAACAAUCCAAAGAUAAUCAUGUCCCAAGGAGCUACCCGGCAAGUGAAGGUACAAGCAAAGAAUCAACUAGGCAGUACAUCCUUGAAGAAGAGUACUUGCUCUCGUCAAGGUAUCCUAGGUAGUGGGUUUUUUUUUUUUUGGUAAGUUUGGAUCGAUAGAAAGCAUUAUCACAUUGUACGAGGUACGAAAUACAUGAAAGCUAUAUUGUUAAUAUGGGUUUUGUCUGCUUUCUUUUCCAAGCACAUAUGAAGUUGUCAUCUUUAUGCUAUCGCUAAUGUAUGCAAAUACCAUACGUCUAGUUGGGUGGCCACAUU
Molecule: messenger RNA, 2514 nt
Organism: Oryza brachyantha (malo sina)
Lineage: Eukaryota; Viridiplantae; Streptophyta; Magnoliopsida; Poales; Poaceae
Product: wall-associated receptor kinase 2-like
Exons: 3
Coding region: 46-2322 (758 amino acids)
Biological process (GO): cell surface receptor signaling pathway; protein phosphorylation
Cellular component (GO): plasma membrane
Molecular function (GO): polysaccharide binding; protein serine/threonine kinase activity; calcium ion binding
Source: RefSeq, a predicted model, not a curated record